Molecule: messenger RNA, 393 nt
Organism: Saccostrea echinata
Lineage: Eukaryota; Metazoa; Mollusca; Bivalvia; Ostreida; Ostreidae
Exons: 3
Coding region: 1-393 (130 amino acids)
Source: RefSeq, a predicted model, not a curated record
AUGGGAGUAUAUGGUCUACACAAGACACCAGAGAAAAUUUACGCUAUAGUGAAGGCACCCUCACCAACCAAUGUUUCCCAGCUAAGAUCUUUCUUAAGUUUGGUGAAUUAUUAUGGUAAAUUCUUAUCUGACUUGGAAACUGUACUUAGACCCUUACACCAUUUGCUGCAGAAGGACAGUCAUUGGAAGUUGACAGAGGCUUGUGAGGAGUCAUUCAAAAAAAUGGAGGACUUGGUUCAUGAUGGACAUCUCGGAGUUGUCAAGAUGGAGAUGCUUGUCAGAAGUUUCUGUUGGCGGCAAGGAAUUGACAAGGACAUUGAAAAAGUGGCUAAGAGAUGUCAAGGAUGUCAACAGAAUCAGAAUGCACCUAAGGGAGCACCACUGAAUGCAUAA